Messenger RNA from Lytechinus variegatus (green sea urchin), 958 nucleotides. RefSeq lists its product as uncharacterized. Bases 320 to 958 code for a protein of 212 amino acids. Lineage: Eukaryota; Metazoa; Echinodermata; Echinoidea; Temnopleuroida; Toxopneustidae. The transcript is spliced from 3 exons. The record is from RefSeq and is a predicted model, not a curated record.
ACCACCAUCAUCAUCAUCAUCAUUAUCAUCAUCGUCACCACCACCAUCAUCAUCAUCAUCAUCAUCACCUACGGAACCUCAAAGACAAUCCAAUCUUCCUACGACAGGAAAUAGCACAGUCUUGUAUGCAGGGAUUGGUGGAGGUGUGGCUACUGUUGUGAUCAUCGCCAUCAUAGUCUUCGUCGCCAUCGUUUGUUUCACAAAGAGGUCACAACAGAGAAUAAAAGGUAUCGCCUCUUCACAAGGGGCGACUUUGACUCAAGCCAGCAGGCCUCCAGAAUAUGAAGAAAUAAAUGACUUCGGUAUCCCCAACGGUGUAAUGGCAGAGUCACCGUCCGCCAGAGGCUUCCAACCUGGGGCACAAGCACACAACGCGAAGUUUUCUAGAGGAGACAAGAACGUUCUCCUUGUAAAUCUAAAUCCCAAUAAAUCAUCGAAUAUAUAUGAGGGGACAAUGGAUGAAACCCCAGACUCUGAACUGACGCCAUAUACUUCACGUGGGACCACUGACAUCCUGCAGAAAAGUAACGAACGAUUAAGCGUCCUUUACGCCAUGCCUGACAAGAACAGAAACGGAGCACAGGACGGCUACGACGAAAUUAAUCUCGGAAUUGCACCCUAUUCUUCUUUUGAAAAUUCUGAGCAGCCAACCGCCUCGGCGAAGAUGGCCGACAGAAUGAGUGUCGCUUACGCCGCACCCGAUAAGAACCGAGAUCGAAACGGCACCUGGGAAGAUAUGGACAGUCUGUGUGCUAUGCCAGAUAAGAAUGGAAACCGGAACCCUUCGGAUGAUACUUCGGAAGAUGUCGGCAGUUUGUACGCGAUGCCCGAUAAAUCCCGAGGAAAGCCAGAUGGAUGUGAUGGCGACCAGGAUCCAUACGCAAAAUAUAAUGAUUCAUUUUCUGGUGAUCAAUAUAAUGAAAUGGAGAUGGUUGAAAAUGAACUUUAUACUAUGUAA